CUCUCCCUCUCUCUCUCUCUACUAACAUUGGUGCCAUACGUCUCUCAUGUGUGUACGGUGCCGGAGAGACUUGCUCCGCUCGGACAAUUUUCCUCCCCUCUUUCUCCUAAACGAGACCGGUGAACAGAGAGAAAGGGAAAGCUAGAGAGAGAGAGGGAAGCCUGCGUUCUCCAAAUUUGCAUUAUAAGAAUACCAGUCUUUAAAUCUUGCUUCAACUCAGCGAGAGAGAGAAAGAGAGAGAGAGAGAGAGAGAGAGACUGUGAGUAUGAGAAGUCGACACAGCGAGAAGGUCUCGGUUAAAUGGAUCCUCAUCCUCUGCAUAUCCAGCUUCGCUUUUGGGAUGCUCUUCACCAACAGGAUGUGGGCAGCUCCUGAAUUGAACAAGAAUAUUAUAUCGAGGAGACGCCAGGAUCAGGAGCUCCAGGUUGUCUCGGAGGAAUGCACAACAAAACGGCAGACGCUUGGCCAAGACAAGGAUAUAAUGGGGGAGGUGUUUAGGACCCACGAAGCUAUACAGUCAUUGGAUAAGACAAUCUCUACUCUUCAAAUGGAGAUAGCAGCUACUCGGAGUUCACAGGAGAUGAAUGUUGAAGGUUCCCCUGCCCUUUCAAAAUCUUCCCAUGAAGCAUCUCAACUUCGAAAGAAGGCUUUUGUUGUGAUUGGUAUUAAUACUGCAUUUAGUAGCAGGAAGCGGCGAGAUUCUCUCAGAGAAACAUGGAUGCCUCAAGGUGAAAAGCUCCUUCAACUUGAGCGAGAGAAGGGAAUUGUCAUCCGCUUCAUGAUUGGCCACAGUGCCACUUCCAAUAGCAUUCUGGACCGUGCUAUUGAUUCAGAAGAAGAUCAGCAUAAGGAUUUCCUGAGGCUGGACCAUGUUGAAGGCUAUCAUGAACUAUCUGCAAAAACCAAGAUAUUUUUUAACACCGCGGUUACCAAAUGGGAUGCUGAGUUCUAUGUUAAGGUCGAUGAUGAUGUUCAUGUCAAUUUAGGUAUGCUUGUGGCCACUCUUGCCCGGCAUCAAUCGAAACCUAGAGUCUACAUAGGAUGCAUGAAGUCUGGACCAGUUCUGUCACAAAAAAGUGUGAAGUAUCAUGAACCUGAAUACUGGAAGUUUGGAGAGGAAGGGAACAAAUACUUCAGGCAUGCUAGUGGGCAAAUUUAUGCCAUCUCCAAGGAUCUGGCUACAUAUAUUUCAAUCAACCAGCCUAUACUGCACAAGUAUGCCAAUGAAGAUGUUUCCCUGGGAGCCUGGUUUAUUGGGCUUGAAGUCGAACAUAUUGAUGACCGCAGCUUUUGCUGUGGAACUCCACCUGAUUGUGAGUGGAAGGCACAAGCUGGAAAUGUGUGUGUAGCAUCUUUCGACUGGAGCUGCAGUGGGAUCUGCAAGUCAGUAGAGAAGAUAAAAAAUGUGCACACACGGUGUGGUGAAGGUGAUGGAGCUGUAUGGAGUGCUCUUUCAUAGAAACCCUUGUUUUUCAGUGAGGGUUUGAUUUUGUGAAGACAUUUUUCGAACUUGCACUUGAGCAUUUGGGAUUAAGUUUUUGGGUACCGAGAAAGCAGCUAAACAUGGGAUCUUUCUUCAAGACGGCCAACGGUGCUGAUAGAACGUGGUCCAUGAAUCAAGUGCUUGUCCCAUGACUGUGUUAAGUGCUUCGAGUAGAGAAGAUGAGGAGAUUGGAGUUCUACCAAUGGUGGUAUGGUCGGUUGCUACUUGUUGGUUGGUUCUGGUAGAAUCGGGAAUCGGAUUAGUUUUGGUGUUUAUUUAUUAUGAAUAUUAUUCUUAUUACUGUCAUGAUUAUUUUUGCUGUAAUGCAAGCUGUUUUGGACACUUGGAAUUCUUUGCUGGGGCUGAUUGCUUUGUAAUGCAGGGUAUAUAUGUUAUACAUUUAAACAUUUUAUGGGCAGCACAGCCCUCUAAACUCCUCCUAA
Molecule: messenger RNA, 1926 nt
Organism: Amborella trichopoda
Lineage: Eukaryota; Viridiplantae; Streptophyta; Magnoliopsida; Amborellales; Amborellaceae
Product: beta-1,3-galactosyltransferase 7
Cellular component (GO): Golgi membrane
Molecular function (GO): beta-1,3-galactosyltransferase activity
Source: RefSeq, a predicted model, not a curated record